GGUCCACAAGGUGCUGGUCGGAAAACGAUAGUGCAGACGUGUCUUCGAAAACUGGCGCCGUCUUGGACGCAGUUUUUUAUGUGGUGAUAAGAUUCCAAAUGUUUUAGGCUCGUGUUGAACAAGAACCAAGGAAACGAAUGCAGUUUUUAUAAUAAAUACGUCGUCGUGAUUGGGCAUCACAGCUUCGUAGGCCUUCCCACUCUUACUCUACUCCUCUAAUCCAUGCGAUCAACCUGUACUGGCUGGCCAGAGGCGGGUAGCCACUCCUGGAGGAGAGCCUGAUGCAAAACGAACCCGUUGUGGCACACCCGAGGUAGCAAGAAGUGGUCGACGACUCAAAGUACGACAACCAGAACAAGACCUUCGCUCGUCUGAACAACAGUCACAACCUUCUGGAUGUAACAACUUAAUUAAGGUCGGCACGUCGUCAUCCUGCGCAUCAUCUUCGCAACCUUCGAAUAUAGCAGGUUCGAACACAAUCAUGUCCACAACAUCAACCUCCGCAUCAUCCACUAGUGCGGCCAACAAGAACAAGUCUCGUGUGUUGAAGCCCAUUUACCUGGCGAAUACGACUGUGAUGGAUGACCAAGCAUUGUUCCGUAGCAUGAUCCACCAACUGGGCGAGCACGAGCAAGUAGUAGCCGAUGAUAAUAGCCAGCGGUUGCAGUGGCUUUCGGAAUGGAUCGGAUUUUAUACGAAUUAUGGCGGCAACAUGAUGAAUCGAACAGUACUCAUUCUUUUUCUGUUGCAGCAUGCAGCAUUAGAUUGUGAGUGUGACACAGUAUGGGAGGGCGAGAGUGAAAGAUAUUACUUCAGAUAGACUAGUACCCACUUUCUUACCACAGUAGUAGUAGUAAGUACUUCAUCUCUUCUAAGAAAUACAAGGCUAUUCCGUUGUCCUUGUGGUGGACGAGUUUGAGUCGCUGCUCCUGGGUGGGACAGACCGACUUCUCUACAGUGUUUUCGACAUGAUGACGGACGAAAAGCGAGUGUUUCACUUUUUCAUCGUCGGCGGCUGCAAUGACCCUGGAGUCUUUUCUAGACUCAACAAGCGCGUUCUCUCUCGCCUAGAGUUGAACGCUUUCCACUUACACACGCCAUCGUUGGUGCAGAUUGUCGAUAUAGUCCGAGCUCAUUGGAAAUAUGCGGUAGAGGAUCAUGAAAGUGUAUGGAGAACGGGUUAAUAAGGUGUUUUGCCAGAACUAGACAAUCACUCCUCCUGCAGUCUUCAUUUAAGAUCCAUGUUUCAACAACAUUUUUUCAAGCAUCCUCUUCCUCUCCAUGAUAAUGUCCUUGCCCUCCAGGAUCCCUCCUUCACCACUUCUCUUUCAUCCCCUCCCCUCUCUGCCACGGAAGGCGAAUGGUACACGAAUCUGGACAUGUUGUUGCAUUUCUACGAACAAAGCAAGCUUUGGCAAGAGGCAAUAGAGAAUGGUGCGGACAUCCGAUGGUUUCUUCGGCAAGCUAUUGGCCAAUAUCGAGAGUUUUUCCAAGGCAGGAUUGCGGAAGUGGCAAUCCCUGUGGCGAGAGUGAUGGAGGUACUUACGUUGUAGACUCUAUCUUAAAUACCCUGCAAGCAUUUAUACCCCACGAUUGGGUACAACACUACUACUACUCCUAGUGCUGCCAUUGACUGUCUUCUGCACUAACUUUACGACCCCGAGCACCAGCACAUAGCACAUAUAUGGAUUUUAUCCUAAUUAUCCACUUGUGUGUGUUAAUGUUAUUCUCACCGCCGACCUCCAUCUUUUCUCCCAGCUCGCCCCUUGGAUCGAAAAUGGUCGCUGGUUGCCAGAGAGUCUAGAUGAGUUCGAUUGCGUCAACCUGGUCGCACUUCAUAAGUUGCAACAGAGAAAAGGGACUUGCGACGCCAAAGCGUGGCGAGAUGUCUGGCGAGAGAUCAACGCAGGUCUGCUCUCUUCACGCGGACAAGACGAAGAGCUUACCUAUAGAGGAAGUUUUGAUUAUGAUAGUUACCCUUUUCUCUUUUAUAUCUUCCUCUGUCUGGUCUGCCUUUUUUCUAGUUAGGUCGGCUCCACCACAAUUAUGGUGUUGUAUUUUCCUUUGCUACCUAUAGAGGAUGUUUUGACUACGCCCACGGUUUCCUAAUUACAGGUUUUUAGCUCCACCACUGUUAUGCUUAUGGUGUCGUAGAAGUAUGUACGUAGUUGUGCGUUCGAUUGUUUCAUCUGGCAGCUGCUUAGUAAGUCACCUCAUCAUCAUUGUUGUACAGAAUUACAGCGGCAGCGCGUACUACAAAGUAGCAACUUCCUGAUCACCUUCCGUUAUUUCUCAACUUCCUGAUCCGUACUACAAAGUAGCAACUUCCGUUAUUUCUCAACUUCCUGAUCAACCGACGUAGAAACUUCUACUAGAUGGUUCUUCUUGAGUCCUCAAGUCAAAGUUCUAACUCAAAAAGCUUCUACGACUUGGCUUCGUCAAGCAUAUGCCUACGGAGAAGGCGUGGGAGCAUGGACUUGUAUUCUUCGCUGCCCAAGAUCAAUUAAGGGUUGGAAGUUGGCAUCUCUAUGGGCAUCUCUAUGGUCCCUUCAAGUAGGAAAGCCAUAGUAGAUAUGCGAGCUAGAGCGGUCAACUUUCAACCCCUAAAUCAAGUCGAAGCGUGGAUCCGAGACUUGAGGACUUCAAACAAACACAGCAACAGUGGGACGAUGAGCAACUACAACAGCUGCUCUGCAACUGCUUUCGCAAGUGGAAGCAAUGCUGGAUCAACUGCACAGUCGACGUUUCUGCCAAAGAACCCACUACGAGUUGGAUUUUCAACAGCAUUUGAAUCUUGGGCAAAGAGGUUGGAAAGUGGAUCAUGAUGAUGAUUUCCACCCUAGAUAAAAUUGUUGCGCCUGAUAGAUUUCUUUGUUGACUGAGCAUUAGCAUUAACAAGUAAGAACCGUUCGUGAGUUUCAUCGACAAAUAUCAUCGGGAUGUAUUCACUAGAAGAACCCGACAGUAAUAUCUUUGCGUCAUUCUGUCCAAUAGACGAGCGUCGUUGGUGACUGAUUCAAGCUUUCUGUUGAUUUAAAA
Molecule: messenger RNA, 3039 nt
Organism: Amoebophrya sp. A25
Lineage: Eukaryota; Dinophyceae; Syndiniales; Amoebophryaceae
Source: the annotation of a GenBank genome assembly